AUGCAGAAUGUCUCCCCGACGCGCAGCACUCACUCGAACGCUGGAGGAAAGAAGCUUGAGGAUCAGGGUCUAACAGCCUCACCUGCCAUCAUGGAACGGCCGGUUCCCCCCUGUGACCCCUUCCUUUCAGACAUGGUGACACUGCGCUGGCUGCCCGGAUGCCUGGGUCCCUUCAUUGUCACUCUCCUGGUCGGAUCCCCUAUUCCAGUGGCCUCCUCCAACGUCCGCUCCUGCCCGUGCACCCAGGGGUGCUGCCCGGCCGGCUGGUACCAGUACCAGGAUUCCUGCUACUACCCGGUGACGGCCACCAAAGGCUGGUGGAAAGCCGAGACGGACUGCAAGGCUCUGGUGGAGGGCGCCCAUCUGGCAUCCGUGCACAGCGCCGAGGAGAACAACUUCAUCUAUCACCUCAUGGGCACCCCCCAAGACUACAAGAAAAAGGAAGCCUAUUGGCUCGGGGGCCGCCGCGACUCCCAGGGCCAGCUGGAGGGCGCGGGCUCCUGGCACUGGACUGACAGCUCCACGUGGCACUAUCACAACUUCGGGAACGGCAAGCCGGACGGGAGCACCGCGGAGGCGUUCGUGGCCUCCUGGAAGUUGGAUCAAGAUGCUAUCACUUGGGAUAACUAUGAAGCUUCCUUGGAGUUCAUGUCCAUCUGCAAGCGCUCGCUGGACUGA
Emys orbicularis (European pond turtle) is the source of this 678-nucleotide messenger RNA. RefSeq names its product type-2 ice-structuring protein-like. NCBI's taxonomy places the organism in Eukaryota, Metazoa, Chordata, Testudines, Emydidae. The record is from RefSeq and is a predicted model, not a curated record. The transcript is spliced from 6 exons. Bases 1 to 678 code for a protein of 225 amino acids.